AUGCCUGCGUCUACGUGGCUCCAAAUCCCGAAAGAGGUCUCCAUCUUAACCGACUCGUUCCAUAACGAUAGACUCUACCGUGUCUGCCGUUUCUGUGCUCACCGAGUGACCCUACGCAACGGCCAAUCAAAAGCGCCUCCACCAAGCGAAGCCAUGUGUGCCCUGGCUACCCGGUUCUACAAGAUCGACUUCAAAGAUGAACUCACCAAUACCCGUCUACCCAAGGUUUUAUGUGACGGUUGCAAGAGGCGACUGUGCCGUUUACGCGAUAACGAGGUUGAGCAGACGGAGUGGGAGGAGCACAAAAGGUUUUAUGUGAGCGGAGCCUUUUGGCACUACGAGCCCGUUAAGACGAGGGGCACGGUUAUAUGUUCGGCCGAGAAUCGUUGCAAGGUGUGUUGUAUUUACGCAGAGAAGAAGUCCAACACUCUACAGAAAAAGCAUUCUGCUGCACCACAGAAAGGACGGCCACUACAACAGUCACCUCCUAGGCCCAUGUGCUCAAAAUGCGGCCAGUAUAUGGAUAGCGAGCACGAUCUCG
This is a messenger RNA of Perkinsus marinus ATCC 50983, 541 nucleotides long. RefSeq lists its product as hypothetical. The transcript has a single exon. Lineage: Eukaryota; Perkinsozoa; Perkinsida; Perkinsidae. The record is from RefSeq and is a predicted model, not a curated record. The annotation marks the transcript as partial.